Molecule: messenger RNA, 4606 nt
Organism: Strongylocentrotus purpuratus (purple sea urchin)
Lineage: Eukaryota; Metazoa; Echinodermata; Echinoidea; Camarodonta; Strongylocentrotidae
Exons: 3
Coding region: 563-2452 (629 amino acids)
Biological process (GO): positive regulation of DNA-templated transcription
Cellular component (GO): nucleoplasm; chromatin
Molecular function (GO): ubiquitin-protein transferase activity; zinc ion binding
Source: RefSeq, a predicted model, not a curated record
ACCGAUGUCAGUUAUUAUUCACAAUUCUUCUCUUUUUCAUCGAGACACCAUACUAAUGUCAGCUCGAGAGAGCCAGCGAUGGUUUCCAAACUUUCGAAACUCCUGUCGGCGUAAAGGAGUGUUUAGAACCUACGCUUCCCUGUUGGUAUUAAACGUUCUUAGAUGAGGAACAGACCUUUGUCAGUGCAUGAGUUUCUGUGAUCGGAUCUGACGCAUGCAACCAUCUGUUUCUACGAGGAGUGAGGAGUGAAAUGAGAUGAUUAUCUUUAACUCGUCGCUUCUCAGCAACUCCCAGACGAUAUCAAAUGUAGAGGCUGAUGAUAGAACAUAAGAUGGUGUGAAUUCUGAACCCAGCCCCUUGCCUCUUCUCGUCGUAUUUUUCUCGUAUAAUUCACAUUACCAGAUCAUUCGAUGUAUAGUAUACUUUUUUGUAAAGAGAUAAUGAAUUAAAGUAAAACUUCUGUAUUAAUGUUUUGUGAACUUCUUUAUUUACAUGUACUAUGAAUAAUGCACUUUUGUUUGGGAGAUUUGUUUUUGUCACUUGUUUUGAAAUUGUUCAGUAAUGGCGUCACUUAAUCAGACCAUUGCACGCACUUUGGAGUGUUCUAUUUGUUUAGAAUUACUCAGUGAUCCAAAACAGUUGUCAUGUUCGCAUACAUUUUGUAAAAGAUGUCUAGACAAUAUGCUAGCAUGCUCUAGUCAAACUGAAACAGUCAAUUCUUUGACGUGUCCGAUAUGUCGAAGCGUAACAGAUGUCAAGCAUGGCGAUGUGAUGAAUCUAAAUGCAAAUGUUCCUCUGAAGGCUCUGGUUGAGGAUCUCAGAAACAGCCAACAGCUAUGUGACUGUGAAGUGUGCCAAACGGGUUCGAAGGCAGUGCAUUUCUGCCAGGAAUGCGGGAAGAACGUGUGUAACGAGUGUCUGGAGAAUCACAACAAAUGGCCACCAAACCUCAAGCAUACAGUCGUGUUUGUGAAAGAUAUUCAAGAGCGCAGGUUUGUCUUCGAGAGGAAGGUCAGCAAGGAGCUUUACUGCCAGGAGCACGACACAUCGGAUGGACAACCUAAUAUCUGCUCUGGCGUCUGCCUUACUUGCAAAAAGCUCAUCUGUAUGAGAUCCAGCAAGCUUUUGCACGAGAAUGAAGGUCACACUGUUGUAGGUGCCAGAGAAUACAAAGCUUCUUUCCAGAGUAAAAUCCAAAUACUGCAAGCAGAAGGCAAAGCAAAAGCCAAAACCAUCGAGACCCAUCUGGCUGUUAUUAAGAGUCAGAUGAAGCGCGUUACUGAUCACAUUGACAGAAAAUAUGUUGAGAUCACCAACGUGUAUCUAGUAUCAGUCAAGCUGUUGAAUGAUAGUAAAUCAGCAUUAGUCGAGCAGGUUGAUGCCCAUGAUGGGCCGCUGAACCUACGUUUACAGAAAAUGAAGGGUGAUCACGAAAGGUUGGUAGCUAGUCUGAAAAAGACGAGUGAGUUGUUGGAUAGCAGCUUGAAUGCUCCUCUGAGUGGAGAUGUCAUUGCUAUUCGUGAUUCACUGUCUGAUAAGCUUCAAAGUCUGGUAGAUCGGGAGGAUCCUGACAACCAGCUUGUUACUGAUGUGGGUGAUCGGGCAGAGGAGUUGUUCUUUACACCCCGUUUUACACCAGACCAACAAGACCCCUUGAGCAUCGGAAAUUUCCGUGUAGAGUAUAAAACGGUUCGUAGUGUGAAACUCUCAUGUCGAAUGAGCUUCUUGGCUUCUUCGGUUGAUGGUCGAAUGGCAGUAGGGUAUUGUGGAGGAGGGAUCGAGUUCGUAUCUGAGAAUGGGCAAUUCGAGCAAACAGUUCUCAGCGAUGUCAAGGUUCGUGGAGCAAGAUUCCUCUCUGAUGGCGGAUAUGUUGUCCUUGAUGUGAGCAACACCAUCACCACGUACUCACCCGAGUGUGUGAAGUCAGAUGCAAGGUUUGCGACACUGUGUCCCAAUGAAGGCGGGGUCGGGAGCCUAGCUGUAAGCAGUAUCAAUCAGAUUUAUGUCGGCUACUGCAAAGCAAUGAAGAUCCAAGCGUUCAACCUAGGAGGUGGAACUGCUAUCAGGGAGAUACAGUGCAAUGGUUUCGAACCUAAGCAGAUCACUUGUCUCGAUGACUCCAUGAUCAUCAGCAAUAUCACUUCAACGCGAAUAAUUGCUUUUGACGGUGUUGCGAAACAAAAAGUCCUGCACAAAGUAAAGAAACCGAACGCUUAUCCAUACGGUGCCGUAACUCAAGACAACUCCAUUCUUAUCGCAUGGGUCAAUCAUGAUCAAGGGUUGGUCACUAUCGAAAAGUUCACCAAAAGAUUAAAGCUGGUAAAGACACUCUUGUCGGACUACAAGAUUGAGAAGUCUGAGUUGAAUUGGUAUUUCCUCCAGGUUUUCACAUCUGGAGGAGUUGCUUUCUGUACUUCAAACAGACUCUACAUAUGGGCAUGUCCACCAUAAUGGGAAACUACUUGGAAUUGUCGAGUCGAUUGUAAUGGUGUGAGCUACUUCCGGAUAUUCCGAUGUAGAGGAAUUGUUUAGUUGAUUAUAGUCUAAUGAUAAUGUAAUAGUAAUGAGUUUGUUUCAUCAGAGAGGCCUCUUCAGCAUCUAUGCUGUUCUUCCUAACGGCCCUGCAAUCAUUUGUACCCCAACAAUUGGCAGGUACCUAUUUACACAUGGGUCGUGAAUGGCAAAUGCGGAUAAACAUCUUGAUCCAAGAAUGUUAGCACCCAUCGAGGAUCUAACCUAGGAUUUCUCCUAAAUAUUAUGAAAAACUAUAUUGUUUCAACGCAUAGUCCAAAAGACCCCUACAUAUUAAGUAUCAACUGUUUACACAGAAGAGCAGCAUACAUUGUAUUUAGAAAGUCAUGGAAAACCCCUUCUCAAUAAGAGCUUUAUAAGUUACACUGGCUUGGAUUGUUUUUAAAUGCGUCAAUUCCAUUGCUCCUUUUGUAUUGCCCUCUAAGUUUAUUCCAGUUGAUGACGUUGCAGUAAGGUUAACCAGUUAACCAGUUAAUCUGGCCGAGUUGUAAAAAUCGUGAGCUUCAAUCCUGAAUUUGCUUAGCUCCAGCCCGUUGGUUGAAUGAUAUCGCGAUGAACCUCAUGCGCAGGCCCUGUUGUUUGAAACCAGUAACUUAGAUGACGAGCGAAUAUGAUGUCACGCGCUAUUGCCCUUCCUUCUUGUUUUAUAUUAUAAUGCUAAUUGAAGUAAUACCCCAGUCACAACGUCUCACCGACUCAAUGAGGACUCCAGACCGACAGGUUCGUGGUCAUUGGGGUUAAUUAAUCACAUUUCUUGUUCGAUCUAGCGUCGGUUUAAUGUCGGUCUCAUUGGUGAGACAGGGGGCCACAACGUCACAUCGACUCAAUACCGACUCCAGACCGACAGGUUCGUGGUCAUUGGGGUUAAUUAAUCACAUUUCUUGUUCGAUCUAUCGUCGGUCUAAUGUCGGUCUCAUUGGUGAGACAGUGGUCAAAGUCACACCGACUCAAUACCGACUCCAGACCAACCGGUUCGUGGUCAUUGGGGUUAAUUAAUCACAUUUCUUGUUCGGUCUAUUGUCGGUCUGGUGUCGGUCUCAUUGGUGAGACAGGGGUCAAAGUCACACCGACUCAAUACGGACACCAGACAGACAUGUUCGUGGUCAUUCAAGGUUUAUUAAAGACAUGAAUGGCAGUCAUAGAACUGUACAUGCUUUCGCAGUGCUGGUAAAAUACAGAGCAAGUAUAAACUAACAACAUGAGAUCAGGAAAAAUGGAAUUGAAUAUAAUGUGUACAAGCAUAAUUUAAAAUUUUAUUGGUAAAAUUAUAGUACAAUAUAUACGGAAUUUAAAAUGACUGAUUGAUAUUACCUCAUUGUUAAAAAAUAACAUAAUAUUGCACAGUUGUUAAGGCAAUUAUAAGCUUGGAUCUGCAUAGUUAAAGUUUAACAUACUCACGAUGGUGAGAUUAGGAAGAGCACUGUUCUGGAAUCUCUUACAAGAAAAUCCUUGAUACUUAUUGGCGCUUCGUAAAUUGUAUUUGUUGGCUUUCUGGAAGUAACCUCAUUUCUCGUUCGCUCUAUUGACGGUCUGGUGUCGGCCCAUUGGUGUGACGGAGGUCUAACUCGCUACGGACUCCAGACCAACCGGUUCGGGGUCAUUACGAUUAAUUAAUCUCUUCUCUUCUCCGGUCUAUUUUCUGUCUGGUGUCAGUACAAUCGGUGUGGCUGAUGUAUAAAUUCUGAACUCGUGAUAUUGUGAAUAUAUUAUUCUAGUACUUUGUAAAAUGUGCAGAGGAAUACCAAAAUGACAGUUUGAGAACACUUAUUUUGAACUAAACUAAAUAGUAUUAAGCAGUGGCGUAUCUAGAACAGAGAAAAAAAGGAAUAGGACGUGUUGUAUGGUACCGAAGACAGUGCACCUCUGGGUGCGGUCUCUGAAUAUUUCCAAAUUGACUUACAAUAUUCUGGUUUAUGGAAAUGACGUUUAGUUUUGGUAAUCAUGUAUAUUAUGCUUUGAAUAAUUAAAAAUGAUUUAAAAUCUUUAUUCACUUAAUUUUGUACAUAAACUAAAUGUUUUGGUUUCAGGACCUGAUAAUAAAUUUUGAUAUACACUGUUGGUCAUAAUGGUGGA